This is a messenger RNA of Aedes aegypti (yellow fever mosquito), 788 nucleotides long. It is a transcript of the gene osi, whose product is annotated as electron transfer flavoprotein regulatory factor 1. The transcript is spliced from 2 exons. Gene Ontology annotation, cellular component: mitochondrion. NCBI's taxonomy places the organism in Eukaryota, Metazoa, Arthropoda, Insecta, Diptera, Culicidae. The record is from RefSeq and is a predicted model, not a curated record. Gene Ontology annotation, biological process: respiratory electron transport chain. Bases 384 to 638 code for a protein of 84 amino acids.
AUUCGUCUGUUCCAUUAGGAAAAAAAGAGCAGCCUACUGCGAUUCAGUGUUUAAGCAUUAUUUAACCAAGAUAUAUGUUUGCAAAUCAUCAUAAGCAAGAUAUUUGAUAGUUUUUGAAGUUUUGUUCAAACCCUGGAUUGAAUUAUUCGAAUUUGACAUCUCAAAGUUUUUAAAUUAGUUUGAACUUCUCAAUCGGUUACAUACGAAUCACCCCUCGUCCGAUUGUAUCCAAACGAGUCCAGUCAGCUGUUUGCUUUCGUAAUCGUCAACGAUCAUAAAUAGCUGAAAACAAAAUCGUCAAUAACUGCGCUGAGGCGAAUUAUUAUAAAAAUAAACAUAUACAUCGUCGCUAGUGCAAAUGUUACGUCUCCAGUCGAAUCGCCAUGUCCAAUAGCACUCGGAGUCGCGUUCUGGAUCUCUACAAACGGCUCCAAUACCUGGGCCGCGAGUAUCCCGGUGGGCCGGAAAAGUUCCGCCAGAAGUGCUACAAUGCGUUCAAGCGGCAAAGCGGGGAAACCGACCCGGAGAAGGUGCAGAAGGCAAUCCAGCUGGGCGAGUACGUGAUCAAGGAGAUCGAGGCGCUGUACAGUUUGCGCAAGUAUCGUGCCAUGAAGAAGCGGUACUACGACGAUAAGUGAUCGGGGAUGGAUCACGUUUGCGAUUGAUUUUAUUCCUGAGUGAUUCGAAUGCAGGAAUCAACUACAUAUUUUUUUCUAAUUAGAUCAGACUGAUGAUUGUGUAUAUUUACAGUUACCUAAUAAAAUAGAGAUUGUAUUUUUUAUAUUGAA